Molecule: messenger RNA, 1352 nt
Organism: Papaver somniferum (opium poppy)
Lineage: Eukaryota; Viridiplantae; Streptophyta; Magnoliopsida; Ranunculales; Papaveraceae
Product: 11-beta-hydroxysteroid dehydrogenase-like 5
Exons: 6
Coding region: 1-1071 (356 amino acids)
Molecular function (GO): oxidoreductase activity
Source: RefSeq, a predicted model, not a curated record
AUGGAUAUCUUGAAUUCACUACUGAAUAUAGUGGUUCCACCUGCAAGUAUGGUGAUGUUAGCUUUUGCAUGGCCAACUUUAUCUUUCAUACAUGCUUGUGAAUGGGUUUAUCAUAGUUUCUACAGUGAAAACUUGGAAGACAAAGUUGUUGUAAUUACUGGUGCUUCAUCUGGAAUUGGAGAGCAAAUAGCAUAUGAAUACGCAAAGAGAGGGGCAAACUUGGUUUUGGUGGCUAGGAGAGAGUUUAGGCUUUGGGGAAUAAGCAACAAUGCAAGACUUCUUGGUGCAAAACAUGUCAUGUUCAUUGCUGCAGAUGUUGUCAAGGAAGAUGAUUGUAGAAGAUUCAUUGAUCAAACUAUAGAUCUCCAUGGCCGUGUGGAUCAUUUAGUAAACACAGCAAGCUUAGGACACACCUUCUUCUUUGAGGAAGCCGCUGACACCUCCGUAUUUCCGCAUAUGAUGGAUAUUAAUUUUUGGGGGAAUGUUUACCCUACAUUCGUUGCGCUACCUUACCUAAAGCAGAGCAACGGUCGAAUCAUUGUCAAUGCAUCGGUUGAGAAUUGGUUACCUAUGCCUAGAAUGAGCCUGUAUGCAGCAGCAAAAGCGGCUGUUAUAAACUUCUAUGAGACGUUGAGAUUUGAAUUGGGUGAUGAGGUUGGGAUAACCAUUGCAACACAUGGUUGGAUCGGGAGUGAACUGGCUGGAGGCAAGUUGAUGUUGGAGGACAGAGCAGCUGAGAUGCAAUGGAGGGAAGAGAGAGAAGCUCCAGUUAAUGGUGGUCAUGUAGAAGAGUUUGCAAAAAUGAUAGUAUCUGGGGCAUGUAAACGCCAGCCGUACGUGAAACUCCCUAGUUGGUAUGAUAUAUUCUUCGUCUAUAAGGUUUUUGCACCAAAUGUUCUAGCAUGGACGUUUCGCUUGCUGUUUGCAACAAAGGGGUCGCCUAAAAGGAUUACCACCUCCCAGUUCGGGACCGGUAGGCCGUUACUCGAGACUUCUUCUCCUAGAAAGCAACUCACUGGACCUCUUACUUUCUCACCGUUGUCUCUCCAGCACCAAAUGAAGAAUGAAUGAAUAUCCCCUCACUAGCUUCAAACAGCAGUCUAUCUCACAGGUCUAAAGCAUCACGCGGAAAGUCAGGAGCGAAGCAGCUAGCUGUAGCUGCAUCGCGCAUAUGAAAUCAGUUUAUCAUGGAGAUACAUGUAUGUCUAUUGGAUUCGAGACAUAGUUUGAAUUACGUUGUGUGUCGGCUUUGUACAUAGUUUUUUACAAGAGUAAGUAGACUGGAGUCAUUACAUUCUGCGACCCGUCCAUAGAUAAUAAACCUAAAAGCGAAACAGGCCUACAAUAAAUAA